CCUAGACGGCUGCCUCCCCGUCCCAUUCCGGCGUCGAUCUGCUCCGCUGUCUAUCCGCGCCGCCGACCUCCUCGCAUCGCCGAUCCAAAAAACCGUACUUCCAAAAUAAGCAAGCGAAACCUCCGGAACCAGUGUUCGGCCCAAGGCCCAUCUCUCCUCUACGUCCGGCGGCGGCGCAUCCCGGCCUCGCGCUCCGGCGGCGGCGGCCAGUCUGAGGCGGAGCGGCACCGCGGCACGGGAGGGCAGGGCGCAGCGGCGACGGCGAGGAAGCCAACCGGGCGCGGCAGCAAGGGAGACCGCGUCUUGUCUGCACGGCUCCAUUAGCGGCUGGAGGUGGGACUGGAGCCGGGAGACCCAACUAGCGUCCACCGCCUCUCCGCCACCGCCGCCGCCGCCUCCCGCAACUUAGGGGGUUUUGCUGCGCCGGCGCGGCUCCAAUCCGCUCCGGGGCGGACCUCGCCGGUCGACGGCCGCCAUGGGCUUCGCGCGCGUGGAGCUGCGGUGCCCUAGGGCCCUCGACCCCCGCCCGAGCUGGACCCUCGGCGACGUCCUCACCGAGCUCGACGCGCUCGAGGCCACUCGCCGCACCGCGCAGCCCACGCCCCUCAAGCAGCCGCCGGAGUGGGCUAGCAGUGGCAGCGUGAGGGAGAAGGCCUUUGUGAUGCGGGUUGAAGAGGAAGAUGACACGGAUGAGGACGAUUACGACAGUGAUGGGGAGUCCCGGGCUCUUGUGGCCAAGGCCACUGGAGCAAGGUUCUCAUGCAAUGAUCUUGAAUCCAGUGAUGCUGAAGAAUCAGAGGAUGAAAUGGAUGGCAGGAUUGCACCAUAUCACCUGAUGGAGAAACGGAGCCUAGAGAAGAGCAUUCUGCUUGAGCUGGAACGUGAGCAUCAUCUGAAAGUUCAAGAGGAAGUCAGAAGUAAACUAUCUGCAUUGGAGGUAUGCCACCAAAGUGAAAUCCAGCGAACAGUUUCUGCAUUUGCUCGACUACAGAAAUACGCAGAAUCAAGAAAAGAGAUAGACAGAAGGCUAGAUGUCCACUUCCAGAGAAAAAUUGCAGAAGUACUUGAUAAACAUUUGUCUAUGGUCCAAAGGGAUCAUGAACAGAAAUCGCAAAUUGUGGAACGUAGAAUAAGAGAUGAUGCUGCUCUUGAAGAAGCUAAAAGAAAGGAGCAAGCCAUGAAGGACGAAAAAAUAAGGCAGGAAAGAGCCAAACAAGAAGCAGAGGCCAGACAGAAGGCAGCUGCAAAGUUAGCAGUGGAAGCACAGAAAGCAGCAGCUGAGGCUGCUGCAAAGGAAGCAGCAGAAGCUCAGAAAGCAGCAGCUGAGGUUUCCAAAUCCAGCCAAAAUUCUCAGAACAACGUUGCAGGAACAAUGAGGGCAAACAAGAGUGAAAUUAAAUCUGAAUUACCAGGGAUCAAAGUCUUUGCUGAUCAUUCUGCACUGGAAGCAGAAUUGCGGAGGCGUGCAUUACUUGAUCAAGUGCCAGCGAACAUUCAUUCCAGCAAGGAGUUCAGCAGAUAUGACCGACAAAUUGCAAAAUCUAUUGGUAAACUUAUGCCGACUACUGACAGUGUAAAAGCAAGGGCUGGUGAGCUUAUUAAAGCUUUGGAUGGACAGGAUUGCCCACGUCCAAUUGCUUGCCGUAUAUUUGCAAACAAGAUUAUUUCAAUCGUCAAGAGUAGAAAUACAAAGGACAAAACAUUUGGAAAUUUGGCCUUUGCUUGUGGAUAUGUCAUGCUUCUAGUCACCAGCCAGGUACCAGAUGCAAUGGAUUAUCUUCUAGCUGAGUUCCACAGAGUUUGCAUGUACACAGUUCCAAAGCAUCUGCAUGCUUUAAACGCACAAGUACGGAAUAGAGAUUAUUACAGACUGAUUGGCUACCAGGAAGAAAAUGGACAACUCGAGAGCACUGAAAGUUAUUUGACAUAUGUUGCCGCAUACGUCAAGCUGUAUGCUGCAAUGAUUCAGACCGAAAUUAGGGGCGUGCGGCAUCCACAUGGCUUAGCUGAGGGGUGGAAAUGGCUUGCCAUGUUCCUUAAUACUCUCCCGGCCACCACAGCAACUGCUUGUGCCCUUCAUGCUUUCCUCAAGGUUGCUGGUUUUGCACUUCACAAGAAAUACGGAUCACAGUUCAUGAAACUUCUAGAUGUAAUAUUGCGGUGCUUCUUACCCGCUUUGAAGGAACAAGGCUCACGAAUUCAGGCUGAGGCUGCAAGUAAUCUACAGAAUUAUCUGACUGACAAGGUUUACCUUGAGGAACCAGAAGGCCAGUACCUUGCGCAACAGCUUCUAUCUAAAGAGUUGUUCACGUGAGGAUCAGACACCAGAUCAGCAUGGCGAUGUGGCACUGCACACUGGCCAAGUUUGUCACCGCGGUUAGCAAUGGCUGUUGCCAGAUAAUGCUCUAUGUGUGCAGCAAGACAUUUCAUACUGUCCAAAUGGAGCAACCUGCACGGUUAUAUGAUGGCAGAGAAGGCCAGAAUCGCCCUGAAGAAAUGUCUUGGAUUGCGCCCCCAAGGUCUCCCUUUUUAAGCCACCAAUUUUAAUGUAUAAAUGCCAUGUACGAAUACUAUAGAUUAGAUGCGAUGCAAUUUGUUGUACGCCUGUAUUGAGGGCGAGCCUGUAAUUUAUUCGAAGUAAAUGUUACUCUGGACAUGUGCUGUCUUAUAUAAUCUGUUGUACGCUUGUUGCCAAACUAGUAAUCUCUCUUGUGGGAACAAUGAAGUCUUCGUAGAUUACUGGCGUAA
Molecule: messenger RNA, 2748 nt
Organism: Oryza sativa Japonica Group (Japanese rice)
Lineage: Eukaryota; Viridiplantae; Streptophyta; Magnoliopsida; Poales; Poaceae
Source: RefSeq, a predicted model, not a curated record